AAGAAAAUACAAGAACGGAGGUUUAUUUAUACAACAUAGGGAAAACUUCACAGAAGAAAUGGCAAAUACAGCAGCAGGAGUACUCUUGACUUUACUCAUGUUCCUGAGUGCUAGUGUGCCAUGUCUUGCAUAUAACAGCGGGGAGUGCUACUUCAACACCAAAGGGAGCUGUGAAUACAUGGGAGUGGUGUACGGGAUCGGAGAGACCUGGGAAACCGGUGACUGUUACCAGUGUGUCUGCAUGGAGCCUUUCGGGGUCGGAUGCUGUGACCAGGCGGCUAAACCUGUGGACUAUCCAGACUGGUGUGAGAUCAUCCGUAAACCUGACUCUUGCACUAGUGUUGCAGUGAUGAGAGCCAAUCAUAAACUACCGUGUCUCUGGGGACGUGGACGUCUCAGACCAGCUGCAGGUCGACCGUGGAAAUCAGACAAUGAUCCUUUAUUUUGA
Messenger RNA from Limanda limanda (common dab), 448 nucleotides. It is a transcript of the gene msmp2, whose product is annotated as microseminoprotein, prostate associated 2. The transcript is spliced from 4 exons. NCBI's taxonomy places the organism in Eukaryota, Metazoa, Chordata, Actinopteri, Pleuronectiformes, Pleuronectidae. The record is from RefSeq and is a predicted model, not a curated record. Bases 59 to 448 code for a protein of 129 amino acids.